Molecule: messenger RNA, 9497 nt
Organism: Erinaceus europaeus (western European hedgehog)
Lineage: Eukaryota; Metazoa; Chordata; Mammalia; Eulipotyphla; Erinaceidae
Gene: GRIN2B
Product: glutamate ionotropic receptor NMDA type subunit 2B
Exons: 13
Coding region: 599-4996 (1465 amino acids)
Biological process (GO): synaptic transmission, glutamatergic; monoatomic ion transport; excitatory postsynaptic potential
Cellular component (GO): postsynaptic density membrane; plasma membrane; NMDA selective glutamate receptor complex
Molecular function (GO): transmitter-gated monoatomic ion channel activity involved in regulation of postsynaptic membrane potential; NMDA glutamate receptor activity
Source: RefSeq, a predicted model, not a curated record
UUUUGAUUCCUUUCGUGUGCACUCUGUGGGGAAUGCGGGGUUCCCUCCUCCCUUUCCCUUAACACGGUUUGGUCGCUUUUUUCGGAAUGCAUUUUGCUCACCUUCAGGGACCACUCCAGUCGAAGCCUGACCGCCUCUUCUUUCCCCCUUAGGAAGGGGACGCUUUGGGAAUGACCAUGCUCCACCGAGGGACAGAGCCGGCCCCGAGCUUCUCGCCACAGAGCCUUCUCCACUGAAGCUCCAAAAAUCCAAAACAGUAAUUGCCAGAAGAAUCUAAAAAAAAAAAAAAAAAAAAAAAUGCAGCCAGUAACCUCACAUGCAAAGGGAAGAAUUUGUCUGGAUUCUGCAUUGUGAGCUGCUCUCCAUGCCCUGAAUUACCUUUGAAUUUUUUUCCUUUGAAUUUGCAUCUCUUCAAGACCCAAGAUUAAAUUCACACCAGAUUGGAUUUUAAAUUACCUUCCUUUCAUUGACCCUUCGUUUUUCUUAUGUGGAUAUGCAAGCAAGAAGUGGAGACUGGACACCCCCAACAUGCUCACUCCCUUAAUCUGUCCGUCUAGAGGUUUGGCUUCUGCAAACCAAGGGAGUGGACGAGUUGAAGAUGAAGCUCCAAGCGGAGUGCUGUUCUCCCAAGUUCUGGUUGGUGCUGGCGGUCCUGGCUGUGUCAGGCAGCCAAGCACGCUCUCAAAAGAGUGCCCCCAGCAUCGGCAUCGCAGUCAUCCUUGUGGGCACUUCGGACGAGGUGGCCAUCAAGGAUGCCCACGAGAAAGAUGACUUCCACCAUCUCUCUGUGGUUCCCCGAGUGGAGCUGGUCGCCAUGAAUGAGACUGACCCAAAGAGCAUUAUCACCCGCAUCUGUGAUCUCAUGUCAGACCGGAAGAUCCAAGGCGUGGUGUUUGCAGACGACACUGAUCAGGAAGCUAUUGCCCAGAUCCUCGAUUUUAUUUCUGCACAAACUCUCACCCCCAUCCUGGGCAUCCAUGGGGGCUCCUCCAUGAUAAUGGCAGACAAGGAUGAAUCCUCUAUGUUCUUCCAGUUUGGCCCUUCCAUCGAGCAGCAGGCAUCCGUCAUGCUCAACAUCAUGGAGGAGUAUGACUGGUACAUCUUUUCUAUUGUCACCACCUACUUCCCUGGCUACCAGGACUUUGUAAACAAGAUCCGCAGCACCAUUGAGAACAGCUUCGUGGGCUGGGAGUUGGAGGAAGUGCUCCUGCUGGACAUGUCCCUGGAUGAUGGAGACUCAAAGAUCCAGAACCAGCUCAAGAAACUCCAGAGCCCCAUCAUUCUCCUCUACUGCACAAAGGAAGAAGCCACCUACAUCUUUGAAGUGGCCAACUCAGUAGGGCUGACUGGCUAUGGCUACACAUGGAUCGUGCCCAGCCUGGUGGCAGGAGACACGGACACAGUGCCCUCAGAGUUCCCCACAGGCCUCAUCUCUGUGUCCUAUGAUGAAUGGGACUAUGGCCUCCCUGCCCGAGUGAGGGAUGGAAUCGCCAUCAUCACCACCGCUGCCUCUGAUAUGCUGUCUGAGCACAGCUUCAUCCCCGAGCCCAAGAGCAGCUGCUACAACACUCACGAGAAGAGGAUAUACCAGUCCAACAUGCUCAAUCGGUAUCUGAUCAAUGUUACUUUUGAGGGGAGAAACCUGUCCUUCAGUGAAGAUGGCUACCAAAUGCACCCGAAGCUGGUGAUCAUCCUUCUGAACAAGGAGAGGAAGUGGGAGCGGGUGGGGAAAUGGAAGGACAAGUCCCUGCAGAUGAAGUACUACGUGUGGCCCCGGAUGUGCCCUGAGACAGAAGAACAGGAGGAUGACCACCUGAGCAUCGUGACCCUGGAGGAGGCCCCGUUUGUCAUUGUGGAAAGUGUGGACCCUCUAAGCGGAACCUGUAUGAGGAACACAGUCCCCUGCCAGAAGCGCAUCAUUACUGAAAAUAAAACAGAUGAGGAGCCAGGUUAUAUCAAAAAAUGCUGCAAGGGGUUCUGUAUUGACAUCCUUAAGAAGAUCUCUAAAUCUGUGAAGUUCACCUAUGACCUUUACCUGGUAACCAAUGGCAAGCAUGGGAAGAAAAUCAAUGGGACCUGGAACGGGAUGAUUGGUGAGGUGGUCAUGAAGAGGGCCUACAUGGCAGUGGGGUCACUGACCAUCAAUGAAGAGCGGUCCGAGGUGGUGGAUUUCUCUGUGCCCUUCAUUGAGACUGGCAUCAGUGUCAUGGUGUCACGAAGCAAUGGGACCGUGUCGCCUUCUGCCUUCCUGGAGCCCUUCAGUGCAGACGUGUGGGUUAUGAUGUUUGUGAUGCUGCUUAUCGUCUCGGCCGUGGCUGUCUUCGUCUUCGAGUAUUUCAGCCCCGUGGGGUAUAACAGGUGCCUCGCUGACGGCAGAGAGCCUGGCGGCCCAUCAUUCACCAUCGGCAAAGCCAUUUGGUUGCUCUGGGGUCUGGUGUUCAACAACUCCGUCCCCGUGCAGAACCCGAAGGGGACCACCUCCAAGAUCAUGGUGUCGGUGUGGGCCUUCUUUGCUGUCAUCUUCCUGGCCAGCUACACUGCCAAUUUAGCGGCCUUCAUGAUCCAGGAGGAGUACGUGGAUCAGGUUUCUGGCCUGAGCGACAAAAAGUUCCAGAGACCUAAUGACUUCUCCCCACCUUUCCGGUUUGGGACUGUGCCCAAUGGCAGCACAGAGAGGAAUAUCCGCAAUAACUAUGCAGAGAUGCAUGCCUACAUGGGCAAGUUCAACCAGAGGGGUGUAGACGAUGCCUUGCUCUCCUUGAAAACAGGGAAGCUGGAUGCCUUCAUCUACGAUGCAGCAGUGCUGAACUACAUGGCUGGCAGAGAUGAGGGCUGCAAGCUGGUGACCAUUGGCAGUGGAAAGGUCUUUGCCUCCACUGGAUAUGGCAUUGCCAUCCAGAAAGAUUCCGGAUGGAAGCGCCAAGUGGACCUUGCCAUCCUGCAGCUCUUUGGAGAUGGGGAGAUGGAGGAGCUGGAAGCUCUGUGGCUCACUGGCAUUUGCCACAAUGAAAAGAAUGAGGUCAUGAGCAGCCAGCUGGACAUUGACAACAUGGCCGGGGUCUUCUACAUGCUAGGAGCAGCCAUGGCCCUCAGCCUCAUCACCUUCAUCUGCGAGCACCUUUUCUACUGGCAGUUCCGACACUGCUUCAUGGGGGUCUGCUCAGGCAAGCCCGGCAUGGUCUUCUCCAUCAGCAGAGGCAUCUACAGCUGCAUCCAUGGGGUGGCCAUUGAGGAGCGCCAGUCUGUGAUGAACUCACCCACCGCCACCAUGAACAACACACACUCCAACAUCCUGCGGCUGCUGCGCACCGCCAAGAACAUGGCCAACCUGUCAGGUGUCAAUGGUUCCCCACAGAGUGCGCUGGACUUCAUCCGCCGGGAGUCCUCCGUCUAUGACAUCUCUGAGCACCGCCGCAGCUUCACACACUCUGACUGCAAGUCCUACAACAACCCACCCUGCGAGGAGAACCUCUUCAGUGACUACAUCAGCGAGGUGGAGCGGACCUUCGGCAACCUGCAGCUCAAGGACAGCAACGUGUACCAGGACCACUACCACCACCACCACCGGCCGCACAGCAUCGGCAGCACCAGCUCCAUCGACGGGCUCUACGACUGCGACAACCCGCCCUUCUCCACGCAGCCGCGCGCUCUGGGCAAGAAGCCGCUGGACCUGGGGCUGCCAGCUGCCAAGCACGGAGGCGUGGGCGACCUAUAUGGCAAGUUCUCCUUCAAGGGCGACCGCUACGGCCACGACGACCUGAUCCGCUCUGACGUGUCGGACAUCUCCACGCACACGGUCACCUACGGCAACAUCGAGGGCAACGCGGCCAAGCGGCGCAAGCAGCAGUACAAGGACAGCCUCAAGAAGAGGCCUGCCUCGGCCAAGUCACGGCGAGAGCUGGACGAGAUCGAGCUGGCCUACCGCCGCCGGCCGCGCUCACCCGACCACAAGCGCUGCUUCCGGGACAAGGAGGGGCUGCGCGACUUCUACCUGGACCAGUUCCGGCCCAAGGAGAACUCACAGCACUGGGAGCACGUGGACCUGACCGACCUGUACAAGGAGCGCGGGGCCUCCGACCUCAAGCUGGGCGCCGGGGACAAGCUGCCGGCCGGGGUACCCGCACCCUGGGAUAAGAGCCUGGCCGCCGACUGGGACGAGCGCACGGGCGGCGCCAACUUCUGCCGCAGCUGCCCGUCCAAGCUGCAUGGCUUCCCGUCCUCCGCGCCGGGCCAGAACUCGGGCCGGCCCGCCUGCAUCCGCUGUGAGGCCUGCAAGAAGGCCGGCAACCUGUACGACAUCAGCGAGGACAACUCGCUGCAAGAGCUGGAGCCUGCCGUGCCCCUACCGGUGCCCGCCACUGGCGCGCCCAAGUACCCGCAGAGCCCCACGCACACCAAGGCGCAGAAGAAGGGCCGCAACAAGCUGCGGCGCCAGCACUCAUAUGAUACCUUCGUGGACCUGCAAAAGGAGGAGGCCGCCCUAGCGCCGCGCAGUGUGAGCCUCAAGGACAAGGGCCGCUUCCUGGAUGGCAGCCCAUACGCGCACAUGUUCGAGAUGCCGGCCAGUGAGGGCGCCUUCCCCAACAGCAAGGCGGCGGGGCCCGCUGGGCACCACCACCACAACAACCCCGGGGGCAGCGGCGGCGGUGGCUACAUGCUCAGCAAGUCGCUCUACCCUGACCGGGUCACCCAGAACCCUUUCAUCCCCACUUUCGGGGACGACCAAUGCUUGCUCCACGGCAGCAAAUCCUACUUCUUCAGGCAGCCCACGGGGGCGGGGGCGCCCAAAGCCAGGCCGGACUUCCGGGCCCUCGUCACCAACAAGCCAGUGGUGUCUGCUCUUCAUGGGGCGGUGCCCGGCCGCUUCCAGAAAGACAUCUGUAUAGGGAACCAGUCCAACCCCUGUGUGCCUAACAACAAAAACCCCAGGGCUUUCAACGGCUCCAGCAAUGGGCAUGUUUAUGAGAAACUGUCUAGCAUUGAGUCUGAUGUCUGAGUGAUGGGAGAGAGGUGAAGGUGGGUCUGGGCUUAGGGGGUGAGCUGGGUUCCCAUGGGCUCCUUUCUUUUAUCAUUUCUUUCUGGGAUCCUGGAGUUCUGUUUCCUUCCAAGGGCAACCCAACGGCCAGCACCCUCUCUCCCCAUCUUCCCCUCCAGGAGAGGACAGAGGGCUCACACCAGGGGGGACUGUGGGCAGAAGUGCUGGGUGAGAGCGUCCUCCCGCUGGGACGGACUCUUGGCCACAGCCCUGAGGCAUCCAAAGGAAGCCAUGUGCUGAGCAUGGGGAGGAGGCUCUCUCUGAACUGGUCCGUGGGUCUUGGUGAAAAGCAGGAGCAUCUGAUUAAGACCGGGUAACAGUGCUUGGGAGUGAAGAGGCCUUUGCUGGAUAACUUGUUGCUUAAAUGACAUCUGCUUAGUGAUCGAUCCUGUGCUGGGGGAGGGUGGGAGGCCAUGCGUGUUUGUAUAUAAGCCAAACUCUAGGAUGGUUCACUUCCCGGAGGCUCUCUAAUGGGGAACGGGAACAAAAGGCCAUUGGUGGUUGCUGGAAAGUCCACCCCAGCCGGCAAUGUCCACAGUGCAGCCCAGGCGAGGCCAGAGGAGUCUGUGUGUAUGCGCAUGCACACCCUUAUGCCUGAAUGCAGUCUGUAUGUACACGUGUGCAGUCAGGGCCUUCACUUGCCUCACUGUCAGCUUCCACACCCGAAAGCAGUUGUUUCCUUUGGCUUAUAUACAAACAGAUGGUCACGUGUUACUUGGAUGUGGGCUAACUCUCCCUUCAACCCUCCUAAGAGAUGGAAAUGCAGGUUCUUCACAUAGAAGAUUCUGUGCUCCUAACAAGAGCAAGGAACAGAAAUAAUUUCUCUGUGGUGGUCAGUGCUAUGGAUCCACUUUGGCCAGGACUUUCCAGGAUGCAGCAGUCAGGAGCAGACAGGCCCCUCUGCCUAUUCUUGAGAGCUAAAGGCUAUUAAAGCUUGGUUGUGCCUCAGCCAAGGUUUGGGGAGAAGUCUGGGAUACCCUGUAGGGUCAGGUAAGUGAGAGAGGGGGAUGUUUUCAAUGCUUUGAUCCCUUCUUACUUAACCUGAGCUGGGAGGGCAGUUGUGAGGAGUGAGCUUGCUCCAUGAGCAUAGCCUAGGAAGUUUGGACAGAAGAGACGGGAAUGCAGAGCAGAGGGACUAUUAUUAGGCCGCCCCUUGGGUCUGGCUCCCUGGAAGCCCUUCCACCUUGCCCCCAUCCCUUAACAGACUGUACCACACAAGAACAAAUCUGUACAUUUGUGUGGAAAAAUUCCAGGGUGGAAGGUCCUAGUUCAAGUGAUGCCACCUUUGCUACAAGUUGGAAACUUGAGAAGGGGAAAAGGAGUGUUUGUCAACUCCUGGUCCUGAAACUUGGGGUAGGGGUGUUCCAGGCUAGAUCCACAGCCUGCUCCUACUGUCCCCUUCCACAAGGGGCCCCAGAGCCUGGGGUCUGCAUGGAAGCUUGACUGUGGAACCUCCAUGUUACACAGAGGACACACAAACCAGAAAGGUGCUCAUCCUCCUCUGGAAGGAAGCUGCCAUGUCUCUUCAGUCACAUCCUCCAGGGCUGUUCUCUGCCUUCCCCUUGGCCCAGGGCCCACUUCCUUUCCUAACUGAACUCUCCCUACCCUCCUCUUUAAUUUGAAGCCAACUGAAGGCCUUGACAAGCUUUGUUUUCUUUCUAAGAUGAACCUGGGGGCAAGGGGCUGAACCUCUCACAGAUUUGGAGAGAGGAGCACAGAGUGCUUUUCCUUAGAUUCAAGGAGAGACGCAGAGCGUAAGGGUAGAGGGUGAGGUGUCCGCAGGAGGAAGAGGGAGAAGGGCCAUAGAAACCAUUGCUUCCCCUGACUCAUCUCAGGUCAGGGAAUCAUCCCCUUACUCUUUCUCUUACCUUACCCCCCCCCUCAAAUCAAAAACCAAACCAACCAACCUAGCGAACAGCAAUCUAGAACAAAGGGGGCUCUGCCGGUCCCCACUGGUGACCGGAAUCAAGAUGGCGUUAAUUUCAUAUGUAAAUAUUUGUUUUCUAAUUAAUUUUGUAUAGAUAAAGUGUUCUCUUGUGAGUAUUCAGGGUGUUGGGCUGGAGGGAGUGGGGUGGGGAUGGGACAAUGAGGGGGAAAAUGUUUUGUUAUGGGCUUUUGUUUUUCAUUGGGGGAAUUGUUUUGUAUGGAUUUUGAUUCAGGGUUUCUGGAAAGAGGUAAAUGGAAGCCACGGGUGAAAAACAACGCAGGGAAAGUCAUUUGUGUUCAUGCCUCCCUGCCUCACCAAUCCUAUUAGGCUGUGAUAAACACUUGCUUCUGAUGGCCUGGGUUUGUCAAAGAAAGGGUCCCUUUGGCUGCAAACAGACUCCAGGCCCAGCUCCUGACUUCUCAGUAGGCCCCAGGUGACAAGUAUCCUGUGCAUUUUCAAGCCAGCCUGAGCACCUGUAUUUUCUCCCCCUGCACCAAAGUAGGAAAGGUUCCCCAAAGAGCUUCAAGCAGAAGAGAAGUCACAUUGACCUCUCAUACUUGCAGUAGCUGAGAGGGUUUGGAGGAUGGAUCCUGACAUCUCCCAGUAGCCUCUUGCUGUCCAACAAGCAUCUCUAACAUCCCUGGCACCUGGGCACAAUCUCUUUCCCUUUGUCCCCCCCCCAAAGCAGCACUACAAGCACACCCCAGAAAUCCCUGUAUUUUCUGAGGCUUGUGUUGUCUGGCUGCAGAGAGCCAGCAUAGUACAUGCUUCUCCCCAGCUCCCACCCUUUUCCAGAAAAGAUGGACAGAUCUGCUCAGAGCUCAGUGGCCAGGCUAUUGUUUUCUUAGAAAGCCUGAAGUUGGUCUUAGAGGUGGGAAAAGUAGGUGUGGGGGAGUGGUGCCCACGGUGACUUCUAUUUGCCUUGACCUCAUUUCUGCCAUCAGGAAGGUGCUCUUGCUGGUGUCAGGUACCCACACCUGGCCUAGUGGUAACCAGACACACAGUCUCUCUCACAGAACGGGUGGCUUUGUGAAGGCACCCACAGGAUGAGAUUUCCCAGUCUAUUUAUGAGACACCACAUUACAGUUUUCCUCUUCUCCUAUCAUCAAAAGCUAGCAACUAGAUAAUUUUAUUUUUCUAAGCCCUUUAUCUGACCCCAAAUGGUCAUUUCUCUUAACUAGAUAUUUGAAAUGGGACCAAGUUAAGAUAUUCAGUCUGCUCAAGAAAGCUACAGGAAAGCCAAACAUCCCCAAAUUCUAGCAAGGUGAGCAAGAAGGCAGUAAGCCCAGCUCCAUCCACCACAGCCACCCUCAGUAGCACCCAUGGGUCCAGUGUUCUUCUGAACCCAGCUUGCUCUGCCUCCUCUCUCAUGUCCUUCCACCAUAGACAUGGGCCCUCCCCAUCCUGUCAGUGGCAGUGGUGAUAUCGCAGCACUAAUUGAGUUGGCCAGAACACGUGAGGACAGCAGGCUUGCUUCCCCUGUGGACCCUCAUCAGUAGGUGGGAAGUCUUUUUGAUCCAGCUUCCCCAGUCCUGGCCACAUGCCACAAGGAAUUCAAUGGGGGAGGAGAGUAGAAAAACCCUAAAUGACCCCCAUUCAGUGCUGGCAGUGUUACUAGUACCCAGAUGCACAUGCACACAAGGAACCAGCUGUCUACACCAUUCAGCAGCUUUCAUACAGCCAGUCUUCCGAGGCCACUGGGAGUUGCCUAGUUGCCUGGGAAGAGCAGACACUGUCACCCCAACUGCAGUGUGCUGGUCACCUGCACAUCUAAGCCAAGACCAGGGUGUAUGUGCCUGUGCGAGAUUUCUUUGGUUUUGAGUUAAUUCAAGAUUUAGGGACAGAAGUACCGUAUCAAGUCAUUAGGAGACACUACUCCAGAAUUCACUGUUCUUUUAAACCCUAUCUCUUCAAAAAAAGAAAACUGCCGUCACUGCUUGCACUGUAUGUUUGGUGUGCUCAGAAUGACUCAGGUGUGGGAGAGUGGGCUGGGCGGCUGCAGUGCCAGUGAGGAGGGGCAUUUACUGUGAGCCCAAAGCCAUAUCCCGCAGCUCAUGCUCAGCAGGCUGCCAAAUGCUUGGGCAAUGUCUGAGACGUGCCCUCAGAAUGAGGGGAUGAGCAGCAGUGCCAGGGGGACAGUAAUACUGAGGUGGGGACAUGGCCCAUUGUGUGGUUCAGAGGUCCUGAGCACUCCUUCCCUCCCUCACCCCUUCCCACACCAAGUUGUUCCAUUAGCACUGAGCUGCUUACCUGUCAUUUAAAUGGAAAUCCCAGGAAAGGUGACAUAUUAAGCCAUAUUAGGGACUUGUACAUUGAAACACCUAGUUUACAUUUAAGAUUCUCAUUGCUUUUCCUGGGACUAAGUUAUGAGGCAGGAAAAGGAGGAGAGAGCAAAGAGAAGCGUAAGUAAUAGGAGAGAAGGCAGGCCCAGUUUCCAGAAUGUGAAGAGAUCUAAACCCUACUUCACUUCCCCCCUGCUCUCAUUUAAAGCUUAGAGGACAACAGUAUUGGGCCCUGAGCCAGGAAUUCUCUCAA